Messenger RNA from Pediculus humanus corporis (human body louse), 630 nucleotides. Its product is annotated as ankyrin repeat-containing protein, putative. The transcript has 5 exons. The record is from RefSeq and is a predicted model, not a curated record. The coding region runs from base 1 to 630 and encodes 209 amino acids. Gene Ontology annotation, molecular function: protein binding. NCBI's taxonomy places the organism in Eukaryota, Metazoa, Arthropoda, Insecta, Psocodea, Pediculidae.
AUGAAAAAGAACAAAAAGGUCGUCGUAACGGCUUUAAGUUACAUAGCAUCAAAUGGAACGUUAAAAAAUUUAAAAACAAUAUUAAAACUAACAAAAAUUGAUGUGAAUAAACAAGAUAACGAAGGUAACACGCCUCUUCAUUUCGCAUCUCAAGCAGGUCAAGUUGAAGCCAUUAAUUACAUGCUCUCGAUAUGUCCGAAUGUUGAAAUCGACGCAAGAAAUUCAUUAGGUUUUACACCGCUUAUGAAAGCUGCACUUCAAGGACGUACAAAAUGUGCUAAACUUCUUCUUUUUGCUGGAGCAUCACCAAGCCUGAGGGAUUCCGGAAGAGGAUUAAAAGCAGAGCAAUGGGCAAGAUUUUGCGGACGUUACGUUUGUGCUGAAGUUAUAGAAAAAUUCACGAAACAAAAAUUUUCCGAUAAAACAAGUUCGGGUAUUAAAUCGAGAUUGCGAAAAGCUUUUAGGACAAUAUCACAUCCGGGACCGGAAGUGAAUGGAAAACCUUAUUCGGUUGUCUCUCAGUUAACAACUGUUGCUUUAUGUGCAAGUACUCCAGUUUUACAAUCGAGUGUGUCAUCCAAUAUAAAAUCAUUAAUGAGACCGUUAGCCGUUCCAAAAGUCGAAGUAUAG